AUGUCCAGCCUGUCGUUACCUCUGCCUGGAGGGCUUCCAGGCACGGACAGACGCAGGCUAUUACUGAUUUACAUUCAUGGCUUCAUGGGUUCUGAAGCCAGCUUUCAUGACUUUCCAGCACAUAUUCAUGACCUAGUAACGGGCUUAUUGAGCGAGGCGUAUGUGGUAUACACUCGCAUUUAUCCUCGAUACAAGUCUCAUGGCGAGUUACAGACAGCAGUGAGCCAAUUCAGCUCCUGGCUAUCACCUCAUGAAGCCGAUGACUUGGAUGUCAUCCUGCUGGGACAUAGUCUUGGCGGCAUUCUUGCCGCAGAUGUGGCUCUCCUACAGCAAGAUGGGCGACCGAAACAUCGAAUCCUGGGACUUGUGAACUUUGAUGUUCCCUUUUUGGGGCUUCAUCCCCGUGUAAUCCCCACGGGAAUCAUGGGCUCUGUUCCGAGGAAAGAUGUAGCCCCUGAAGACCAACUUGCGGGCGAACAAGAGUCUCUUGGCUUAGAACCUGCCUAUAAGCCCGUCACUCCAAAUCCAAACUUUGACCCUCCAUUCAGGAACGAUGUUCGCCUCGUUCAACGCGGAUUCCUCAAGGGUGUUAUGCACUUUGUCAAUAAGAACACCGACAACCUCUCGCGCUCUAUAUUCGACCGUCUAGUAUCACCCAUGAAAUUUGCAGGCUGUGUCAAUAACUACUCUGAACUUCGCCAGCGACAUCGGUGCCUGAUAGAGCUAGAAGAUGCUGAAUACAAGCCUGAAAGGGUACGAUUCGUCAACUACUAUACCAUCAGCACUGGCCGAAUACCCCGGAAAGCCAAGGGAGAGACCGCAAAAGAGGAUUCGAAGAAACCCGACGAGACGCCUUCGGAUGAGCCUGCAGAGAAGGAGAUAUCUGAAGAUAUGCCAGAGAUUUCCGUGGAAAAAAUCAAACUCGGCGAUGAAAGCGAACCGAUACCCCCACCUCCACCUACACGUAAACCUCCUGAGAUACCAAAUGCCUUGCAAAAAUCAGAGGCAGUCUCAUCCACGACCAGCAUCUCACCAUCUGAUAACCAAAGCUUAAAAUCGGUCUCAUCAGACUCCACUCUCGCAGCCCAAGACAUGAGCUCGGAGAACGAUCGCCCAUCGAUCGAAACCCCAAGCAUCGCAUCGUCGACGACUCUUGAUCCAGAAAGUGAGAAGCUUUCCGAAAGUGUCUCCAUCUCGACAUCACAAUCUGAGCUCGACCCGGACACCUCUAAGCGGAAACUCCGCAAGUUCAUCCUCUUGCCAUCUCACCAUUGGAAGUAUAACGAUAAUGCUCAUUGGAUACCUGUGUUGAUGCAUGAUAUGAACGAAGUAACGGCGCAUCAGUCCAUGUUUGUGCCACAGGGUGCAAACUAUGACUACCUAGUUGGGGAUACUGUGGCUCUGAUCGAGCAAUGGAUUCAGACCGAUUUCAGCCUACGAUUUCUGCAAGAGACUCUCGAUUAG
Penicillium cataractarum is the source of this 1464-nucleotide messenger RNA. RefSeq lists its product as uncharacterized. Lineage: Eukaryota; Fungi; Ascomycota; Eurotiomycetes; Eurotiales; Aspergillaceae. Bases 1 to 1464 code for a protein of 487 amino acids. The transcript is spliced from 2 exons. The record is from RefSeq and is a predicted model, not a curated record.